AUGAGUUGCGUGCCAUGGAAAGGUGACAAGACCAAAUUGGAAUCACCAGAGCCACCCCAGCUACCACCACUGCAUAUUUACCAUGAGAAGCAGCGUAGGGAGCUGUGUGCCCUCCAUGCCCUCAACAAUGUCUUCCAGGACAGCAACGCCUUCACUAGGGAAACCCUGCAGGAGAUUUUUCAGAGGCUGUCUCCCAACACCAUGGUGACGCCCCACAAGAAGAGCAUGCUGGGGAACGGAAACUAUGAUGUGAACGUGAUCAUGGCAGCGCUUCAGACCAAAGGCUACGAGGCGGUUUGGUGGGACAAGCGCAGGGAUGUUAACGUCAUUGCCCUGUCUAACGUGAUGGGCUUCAUCAUGAAUCUGCCCUCCAGCCUUUGCUGGGGCCCCUUGAAGCUCCCCCUCAAGCGACAGCACUGGAUCUGCGUCCGGGAGGUGGGAGGCACCUACUACAACCUCGACUCCAAACUCAAGGUGCCCGAGUGGAUUGGAGGUGAAAGUGAGCUCAGGAAAUUUUUGAAACACCAGCUGAGAGGAAAGAACUGUGAACUCCUGCUGGUGGUGCCAGAGGAGGUGGAAGCACAUCAGAGCUGGAGAGCUGAUGUGUGAUCCGGAUUGACUCUGUCCUCCCACUACAGCUCUUCCCCUUUACUGAACUCCCAACGUCCUGAAACCUGGAUAACGGGUGCCCUGACUCUUCUUGUCUGGAACUUCCUUUGUUAGGCUCUUCUCUUCCUUCCUUGGUGCAAUAGGGCAACGGUGUAGAACACUGGGGGUGGUGGGUGGGGAGGGACUGGGGGCAGAGCGGAGGAACCUGGAAGCCAGUCACUUUAACUGCGAAGGCGGAUGAGCUGCCUGCCCUUCUGCGCGCUGGAAGGCGUCGCGCUCUUUAAAACUGGGCUUUGGGGCGAGGGUGUCUGGAAGCCCCUGGCCUCCCUUUCCCCAUGUGGUCAAGGCUGUGUGUGUUGGGACACUGCUCCCUCCAGGGCUUGCUGGGCAGGAGCAGGGGCUGAGCACGCUGCUGCCUCUUCACAAGUCUCUCUUUCCAAAACAAGUUGUCCUGAAGACGUUUGCAAUUCCAAAGGGUCUCUCGGGACACUCAGACACUAGGAAUGGUACGGUGCUCAGCACAACCCUCUGCUUC
Messenger RNA from Antrostomus carolinensis (chuck-will's-widow), 1144 nucleotides. It is a transcript of the gene JOSD1, whose product is annotated as Josephin domain containing 1. Gene Ontology annotation, molecular function: cysteine-type deubiquitinase activity. The record is from RefSeq and is a predicted model, not a curated record. The coding region runs from base 1 to 609 and encodes 202 amino acids. NCBI's taxonomy places the organism in Eukaryota, Metazoa, Chordata, Aves, Caprimulgiformes, Caprimulgidae. The transcript is spliced from 4 exons. Gene Ontology annotation, biological process: protein deubiquitination.